This is a messenger RNA of Phytophthora infestans T30-4, 435 nucleotides long. RefSeq lists its product as uncharacterized. NCBI's taxonomy places the organism in Eukaryota, Oomycota, Peronosporomycetes, Peronosporales, Peronosporaceae. The record is from RefSeq and is a predicted model, not a curated record. Bases 1 to 435 code for a protein of 144 amino acids. The transcript is spliced from 4 exons.
AUGUCCUCCAAUCGUCUCCGUCUCACCUGGUCCGAGAAGGUAGCCAUCCUCGAGAAGGCUGCUCGCUCACCUAGUGUGUCGUAUAGUGAGCUAGCUGAGUGGGCGGUUGAAGAGUUUGGGCUUCUAACGGCCCCUGGCAAAACGACAAUAUGCCGCUUACUUAAACCAAGUGCUGUGUUGCGCGGACGGCCGGUGAAGAAGGCUGUACGCAAGAAGGCGCAGAGUAUUGAACGCUACAUCUUAUCGCAAAACAUGAUGUUCGCAUUGGAUCGCCUAGGCGAAGGCCUCGACAACCCGUACAACGUCGACCAGUUAACCGCACUGCUCUGGUGCGAGGCUGCAUGGUCUAAAGUUAGCGCUUCCACGAUUCAGCGCUAUCUGCAGGCGCUCCUUAUUCAGGCAGAUUUCUGCGCUCAUGUGAGCGCGAUUGCUUAA